Messenger RNA from Pistacia vera, 1884 nucleotides. RefSeq names its product phospho-2-dehydro-3-deoxyheptonate aldolase 2, chloroplastic-like. Gene Ontology annotation, biological process: aromatic amino acid biosynthetic process. The record is from RefSeq and is a predicted model, not a curated record. Bases 47 to 1567 code for a protein of 506 amino acids. The transcript has 5 exons. Gene Ontology annotation, molecular function: 3-deoxy-7-phosphoheptulonate synthase activity. Lineage: Eukaryota; Viridiplantae; Streptophyta; Magnoliopsida; Sapindales; Anacardiaceae.
UACUUUCAGUUGAGGAUAUUUUCUCACUUGCCUGUCGUCACCAACUAUGGCUCUAUCCACCUCUUCUCUUCUCUCCUCCAAGACCUUCAUUCACCACCACCGUCGCCACCACACCUCUCUCCUCCGCCCCUACACAUCUCUCAAACUCAAACCCAUCUCAGCCGUCCAGUCCACCAAAUCCGCGUCAUCCACAAAAUGGAAUCUGGACAGUUGGAAGACCAAGAAGGCUCUCCAGCUCCCAGAAUAUCCCGACAAAGACGAGCUUCAGUCUGUUCUUGAUUCUCUCUCAACAUUCCCUCCAAUCGUGUUUGCUGGCGAGGCCAGAAGCCUUGAAGAGAAACUGGGACAGGCUGCUCUUGGAAAUGCUUUCUUGCUUCAGGGUGGUGAUUGUGCUGAGAGUUUUAAAGAAUUCAAUGCCAAUAACAUUCGUGACACUUUUCGUGUUCUUCUUCAGAUGAGUAUUGUGCUAAUGUUUGGUGGUCAAAUGCCUGUUAUCAAGGUGGGAAGAAUGGCAGGUCAAUUUGCAAAACCGAGGUCAGAUCCAUUUGAAGAGAAGAAUGGAGUGAAGCUACCUAGUUAUAGAGGUGACAAUGUGAAUGGUGAUGAAUUUGAUACAAAAUCAAGAGUUCCAGACCCCCAUAGGAUGACUAGAGCUUAUUUGCAAUCUGUCGCAACUUUGAACCUCUUAAGGGCAUUCGCAACCGGAGGUUAUGCUGCAAUGCAGAGAGUCACUCAUUGGAAUCUCGAUUUCACAGAGCACAGUGAGCAGGGUGAUCGAUACCGUGAAUUGGCUCACCGAGUUGAUGAGGCCAUGGCAUUCAUGGCUGCUGCUGGACUCACAAGUGGCCACCCAACUAUGACCACAACAGAGUUUUGGACAUCUCACGAGUGCUUGCUCCUGCCUUACGAACAAGCUCUUACAAGAGAGGAUUCAACUUCUGGGCUUUACUAUGACUGCUCUGCUCACAUGAUUUGGGUUGGAGAACGUACCCGCCAACUUGAUGGUGCUCAUGUUGAAUUUUUGAGAGGAGUUGCUAAUCCCCUUGGUAUCAAGGUGAGCGAUAAGAUGGAUCCAGAUGAGCUAGUUAGGCUCAUAGAAAUCCUAAAUCCAAAGAACAAGCCAGGGAGGAUAACAGUGAUUGUAAGGAUGGGAGCUGAAAACAUGAGAGUUAAGCUUCCCCAUCUGAUAAGGUCUGUACGUAGAGCAGGUCAAAUUGUCACUUGGGUUAGCGACCCCAUGCAUGGAAACACCAUAAAAGCUCCAUCUGGACUCAAAACUCGUUCCUUUGAUGCAAUCAGGGCUGAGGUAAGGGCAUUCUUUGAUGUGCAUGAUCAAGAAGGAAGCUAUCCUGGAGGAGUUCAUUUAGAGAUGACAGGACAGAAUGUGACAGAGUGUGUGGGAGGCUCUCGAACUAUAACUUAUGACGACCUGCACUCACGUUACCACACCCACUGUGAUCCAAGGCUCAAUGCUUCUCAAUCUCUAGAGCUUGCCUUCAUUAUAUCCGAGCGGUUAAGGAAAAGAAGGCUUGGACCGCGGUAUUCUUUGGCCUCUGUUCGGGCCUAGAAGGCUUUGGUUAUAGCUAUAGUAGUAUGCGUGGUUUUAGAAUUUGGUUUCAAGGCGUAUUAUCUAUCUUUGUGGAGUAGCUGGUGUUAAUAUGACGGUGGAAGUGAUCCAGUGAGCACCAGCAAGUAGAGAGGAAGUAAGCGGACACCUGAAAUCUCAGUGCUAGUAUGGUAAAGAUGUUUAAGUUAAUGUAGAACAGUUGAUGGUAGAUAUCCAUCUAUAGAUGUUGGUAUCAGUAUUUGUGUGUUUGAAGGAGAUGCUAAUAUUGUAUUUUACUCUGGGGUAUAAAUAUAAUGUGUGUGCUUAAAUUAUUAGUA